AUUAUCAGAAAAAUCAAUACACGUCUUAGAGAGGCAGAGAAAUAAUGGGAGAGAGACAGGGAGAGAAGAAGAUGGAGCAGAGUCUCCACGAGGCAGCCAUUCAAGGGAAAACGGCCUCACUGAAGGAUAUACUUGCCAAAGAUCCGCUGAUUCUUCAACGAGUAAUGGUGGGUUGUUUCGUCCACACUCCUCUCCACGUGGCCGCGUCCAGGGGGCACCUGGAAUUUGUCCGGGAGCUGUUGGAUAACAACAAGGCACUCGCCCGAGUGUUGGACGAGCGGCGGUGGUCGGCCCUCCACCUGGCGGCCGACAACGGAUACCACAAGAUUGUGGAAGUUUUAGUGGAAGCUAACGCCAACAUGUGCUUGACUCUGGACGGCGACGGCAGAAAUCCUCUGCACCUGGCGGCCAUGGAGGGGCACGUCACCGUAUUGCGUGUGUUCUUUGAUAACAAUCCCCAUUGGAUUCAUGAGUUGCUCAAAGGUAUAGAUGGCGGCGGCAACACCAUCCUUCAUCUGGCUGUCAAGAACAAGAAAUUUGAGAUCGUGAAAUUGUUGCUUAAUGUAGUAAAAGAUCAAUUAAAAGCUAAGAACAUGCAAAAGACAGAAAGCCCUUUAAACACGAUAAAUAAAUGCGGGUACACAGCUUUGGACAUUCUGGAGGAAAUCAAAUUUGAAGUACGAGAUUUUGAAAAUGUCAAGGAAUUGUUUCGAGAAGCUAAUGCGUUGAAAGCCAAAGAAGUCAAUCAGGUUGAGUGGUUGUCCAAGAAGCAGAAUGCGUUGAUGGUGGUGGCGUCGCUUAUCGCAACCAUGGCUUUCCAAGCCGGAGUGAGCCCUCCUGGUGGUGUCUGGCAAGACAAUUCACCCAACAAUUCAAUAAACGGCCAUAGAGCUGGAGAAGCUGUGAUGGCUUAUAACUAUCCAGAUUCAUAUCCACUGUUCCUUCAUGCCAACACAAUAGGAUUUGUGGCAUCAAUAAGCACAAUUCUAUUUCUAGUGACCGGAUUGCCCUUCAAGAAAAAGUUGUUUAUGUGGAUCAUGGUGCUGAUUAUGUGGCUCACAGUUACAUCCAUGGCAUUUACAUACGCAUUUUCAAUCACCGUGAUCACCCCGAAAAAGGAUAGGGGACCUCUCAGCGAUGCCAUUUCUAUUGGGGUGGUUGUUUGGUGCGGUGUGAUGGCUCUUCUUCUGGUAGCUCAUUCAAUUCGCUUGUUGAACCGCUGGUUGAAAAUCAGCCACCAAAUAGACGUACUGCCAUGGAUGAAGAAGUUCUCAAACUCAAUUCACCACCAACCAGCUAGAAAUGAUUUGGAUUCAGCUUCAACUAAUGGGAAUGCGCACCCUUUUCGAUCUGUAGCUUUAUCGGUGAAUUCAAAUUAGUGUAGAGAAGGUUAUAUCUUCGAUAGAAUAAGCAAAGUUCCCCUACAAUGUGUUGUUUUGUUGUCUAGUUGUAAUGCUUGGAAACUGAAAUUUUGUUUCUUUUUAGGUGUCAAAUCACAUAUUAAUGUUGUUCUACGCUUCCA
This is a messenger RNA of Diospyros lotus (date-plum), 1522 nucleotides long. RefSeq names its product ankyrin repeat-containing protein ITN1-like. NCBI's taxonomy places the organism in Eukaryota, Viridiplantae, Streptophyta, Magnoliopsida, Ericales, Ebenaceae. Bases 45 to 1379 code for a protein of 444 amino acids. Gene Ontology annotation, molecular function: protein phosphatase regulator activity; protein phosphatase 1 binding. Gene Ontology annotation, cellular component: plasma membrane. The record is from RefSeq and is a predicted model, not a curated record. The transcript is spliced from 2 exons.